AGCAGCUACCAAGGUACGCGCUUUGUUUCCAUGCGCGGCCGGGCGCAGCUGCCUCUACGCGAUUUGCACUACGGCAAUGGAAGCAAGGGGCGGGAAAAAUUUGUAUUGCUACUCCAGAAAAGGUAGGGGCGCAUUUGUGAAACUGCGAAGCGUCGCCGAUAAGUAUUCAUAUUUUGGGUGAGUAGUCCGCUCUAGUAGGAGUCUGCCUUCCUGUUUUUUACGGAAUGCGAGCGCGAUUCGGAUCGCAGCAUCCGGGCCCUCGUAGACACGAUUUUUAUAUAUGGCGUAAAUGUAGUUGUAGGCAUCUUGCAGCUGCAAGAGGACCAUGAAUCGCGGCAAGGGCCGUGUGUCCUGUGUAAAAACGUACCCACCCCUCUUGAAUCCUUGGGAGUCACGCAUGACUGCAGCCUAUGAUUGAUUUGCCAGGACAGUCCUAUCAAAAGGCCGCUUGCUCAUCAUAUUUGCAGUAUUACACAUUGCAAGACUCGACUGGGUAACCCUCGGACCGAGACGGGAAUCUGCAUCAUGAGCAUGUUGUGGAUGGCUCUAGGGUGGCUAUGUUUGAUGAAGUCAUGAUAUUAUCAUCUUCAUAGUGGAGUAAUUAUAUCCGUGGAGCCUGUAUCCUGAAAUGUCUCCGUUUUGCCGACGGGGGCGGAAGCAGAAUGUUUUUGGGUUUGAUUUUUCGUUCGUUGGGUAUCGGAGCACAUAACCGAGGUGCGGCAUGCGCCAGACGAAGCGGGGGAGCAGGAGCUGCCAGGCGCUGGAAGAAAGCAAGCUCGUUUUUGCGAAGAUGAAAAAUGCCGCCUCCACUCCGGAGCGAGUUGGGAAAUGUUUCGUUGCGCGACAGAAUUUUUAUUUUCCUACUGAGCUAUGUGGAGAUGUCGACAUUGUUCGCCAUCUUGGGUCUCGCUGUAUGUUGCAACAUGACAAAUUUAUUGAGACCUGGACUUCUGGCAGCAGCUUGUGUAGAACUUCUACACAAGCUGCUGCCAGCCAGGCCUCCCUUACAUUUUGGCGCGCCACUUCUACAGUAGAAGUGAGGCGCCACACCAGUGUAAGGGGGGCCGGUUUAUUUCAUGAAGUUGUAGUUAGGGCUGCAUAUUUUUGCUAUCGAUAAACGCGCCGAAAAAAAAACGCGUCCCAAAGAACCCAAGCGUAGUUUUCUGCAGGACAAGUAAAGUUAUCGGUAGAGAAGCUACUUUGCAAUAGAAACAUUUCGCCAGCCCCAGCCGUCUGGAGGAGGGAGUGGGGCGCUUUUUUCUCUAAUACCCGCGAAGAAAAGCUGCAAAAACGCGACAUGUCCGAUCGCCCGACAACAGUAAGAAAGUACAGGAAAAGAAAAGCAGUUUUACUAGAGAGUUGAAAUGCAGUUCCAGAUUCUGCACCGCACCAGGGACAGGCACACGACUGCUCAUUUUGCUAGAAAAGCGUGCAAGAGCAUGCUCUACUGAUCAAGUUCGCAGACGCAUGACAAAUGUGCCCUGUCGUGCCAAAGUGAAGGGAUUAAAGCAAUUCUUCAUUUUAUUUUUCUACAUUUCUAAUUUUUUUUUUGCUUCACACAUCAAGAAUAUUUCGAAGUCAUCGCACGUAUUUGCUUUUUCAAAACAAUUUCAGCUACGAUUCUCAUUGUCAUGAGAGUCGAGUGAGUUUUUUUUCUCAAAAAUUAUUUCGCUUUAUUCCGAACGUUCACCGUGUAUUCCUAUUCAAUGAAUAAACCAUGUCAUCAAGUUGGACACAUUUGAAAAAUUGCACGUCUUAAUUUUAGUUUCUCAACCAAAUUUUAGUUUUCCGCUUUACACAUAAACAUCAUCGUUUCAAAGUCAUUGCUAGUUUUCUCUCGGUUUUUUUUUCGAUUUUAGCAACUAUGAUUCUACCUCUUUUUUGUCUCUUUAUCUUAUCUCAUCUUGAGUCUAAGUCGUUUUUUUUUUUUGCUGCUCUUCCUACGGCAUUCCGACUUUUAUUUCUGAGUACCUAAAGAAUUGACAUUAGCAUAAUUACUCGUCUAUAGCAAUAGCUAUAUCUAUCACAAAGUUUCACACCGGUCGGCCACUUCAUGUAGUUGGAAGUUGCGAGGACACUGUGUGCCUGUGCCAGGAAAUGACAAUCAGUUCUGGAAAGUGAGAAAAUGUUGGAACAGCUGCCGGAAAAUCUGAAUCUGUCAAGCUGGACAACGUGAAGAUGUCAGGGACGUGGGCGAGAAGUUUCCUAAGUAGAGAUGAAGCCCAUCAGAAUGAUAGUAGACUCCAACUUGGCACGACAUGAAGAAAAACGCAGACCACUUGCAAGAACGACAAAGAAAAAACGCG
Messenger RNA from Amoebophrya sp. A120, 2306 nucleotides. The record is from the annotation of a GenBank genome assembly. Lineage: Eukaryota; Dinophyceae; Syndiniales; Amoebophryaceae.